Molecule: messenger RNA, 460 nt
Organism: Paramecium octaurelia
Lineage: Eukaryota; Ciliophora; Oligohymenophorea; Peniculida; Parameciidae
Source: the annotation of a GenBank genome assembly
UAAACAUUCGAUAAAAUACGAUAUUAAAUGCUAUGAUUUUCAAGUUUACAACGUUGAAAAUAUUUUUCGUGUGGGAGUUCAUUUGGGCAGAUAAAGAAAUAAACCAUUAGAAAUUAGGCGUAAAUUAAAUGCAAUAAAAAUUAGAUUUCAGUCAAAAUAUCAAUGGACAUGAUUUUCUUUGUGUAUGGAGAAAAAGACCAUUUGUAACAGAUAAAGCAACUCUUUCCCUUUUUAUUGAUGUCUCAUUUAAAACAUAAGGAUCAACUAUAAUUUUGAAUGACAAAAAGGAAACAAUUUAUAAAAAUGAUGAAAAUCAGGAAGAAUUUCAUAGUAUGCGGUUUGAGAGCGAAAUUAUGAAUUGUAAUUUCAUAAGUGCAAAAAAUGAGUAAUCAAAUUUAAGAGACAUGAAAAGAAUGGAUGAUAAUCUACAUAUUAUAGAUGUUGAUCAGUUUUUGAAAGG